ACAGUCGUGGUGGAGGGAGGGGUCGAGACGAGUCGCCUCCCUGAGUAAUUGGUGAGCUGAGGAGUGAGAAUCUCGUCAUUUUUCUGUAUUUUUUCAUCUAUUUCCCCCUCUCCACAUACCGUGCAGCGCCAGGAGGGACCUUAAGGGCACAGGAACGCCCCAGCAAGAAGGCAAGCAGGGCAGUGAAUACGUGAAGGCGAGAAUUGAGAGUUGAAGAGUAGUAAGGAGAGGAGAGAGGGAGAGGGAGAGAGCGGCCACAGCUGUCUUCUCGAUUUCGGAAACCCGCAGACAAUGGACAAGAGCAUGCCAGCUGCAGAGUAAGUUAGUGAGUGACUUUCUUCGGAAAGUGUGAGCACCCUUGCCCCGCCGUCUGCUCAAUGCCUAUCUACUCAUCCACCAUGGCCGGGGAUGUGUGGGGCCAGUGGUUUGCGUGCUGCAUCACCCAGCAGCCCCCCCAGCGGCGGCGCAGGCGCAUCGACCGCACCAUGAUAGGCGAGCCCACCAACUUUGUGCACACAGGCCACAUUGGGUCCAGCGACGUGCAGAUGGGCAACAAUCAGCUGGCCCAGCUGCAGUCCCAGAUGAAAAGCAAAGGCGGAUACGAGCAAGCUCUGCCUCACAACCACAUGAUGACCGUCGUGCCCGUGCAGAACACAUAGGUGAGCCCUGGCCUGUGCUGACUGGAGGUCCUGUUUGCAGAGUGUAGCUUUAUAAGGAAACACUAAACUACAAAGAAAAUAGAUAUGAUGAGAAGUGGUUCCCUCUGAUUGUUGGUGAAUAACUGAGGGUGCAGAGCAGCUUGUUGUGGCUGAUAUGGUGUGUGAUGUGAUGAUGAGACAACAGUAUUAUAUAGUCAGAAUUUAUGUGGCCUCUUUGUGAGAUGACCUGACUUCUACAUAUGGAUAGCAGUACUGCUUUAAUUGUUGCCAAUUUAACAAGGUUUGUCACUUACCUUGCAUUUGUAUGUAAUAAAAGAACAAAAGUAGAAUAUUGAUUGGUUCAGAACUGGUGGGAAAGUAAAUAUGGGUAGACUAAAUUGUGUGUGUUGGAAGAAAUGAAUGUUUCCUCUUUGCUUCCAGAGGCGCGAAGUGGCCGUAACUCAAUUGCUCCUCCCCACAAACAGGCUUGUGAUCAGCCUCCUCAUGUUCUGCAAGCUUGGAAGGUGUAGAUCUUGCCAAAGGGGAAAUAUUUAGCCUGUGCUGUGUCUCCAGUCUAUGGUGCUCCCGUUGUUCAGGUGUGAAUGUUCCCUGUGGCCCGGGACUGACUUGGGUCCCCAGGCCUCAGUGUGUCUUGCGUGCUUCACCAAGGUUUCUGCUGAAACUGCCGUGUUUUUGUUUCAUCUUGUCUGCAUUUAGUUGUAAUUUCUUGACUGAGUGAAAUUCUUUGCAACGGUUACAUCUCAUUCUCCAUAGAUCUGAAUAUUUUAACUUUUAGAUUUAUUUAAAUUAGAUUUUGUUAUGCUCAAGUUUUUAGCAAAUUAGUGUAAAGAAUUUAUAAACCAUUUUGAAUGAAGUGACAAGAGUGACUGUAUAUACAGUGUGAAAUUGAUGCAUACGCUAGUCUUCUUUACAUGAACAUCAACGUAGAAACUGCUGAGGUGAUGUGGGUGAUAGCUUUACAAAAUUAUACCUGUCUGCAGGUGAAAGUUGAUAUUAGCAACUAAUACUUUAAGGUUUGUCCUUUUACGUUGGCCAGACGUGUGGCUGUUGCCGCUGCUGGUCGCCUUGAGAUAUGGUUGUCAGGUUGGGGAUCCCACCUUGGUCUUUCCAGGAGUGUGAAGUGACGGGCUUCACCUCUCAACAUUCUUCCAUGGGCAAUUAAAUCUUUGGUUGGUCAUGCUUUGGGUGCUUUUAUUUCUGCAAUGAGCUAGAGUGGUAGAGGUGAAGGCCAGGUUCAUGCCUUUCUUGUGUACAAAUACUGCACAAAUGUAGGAAUGCAAGUACUCUUUUUAAUCUUUUAAUGGUUGGUGGCAUAAAAGAUAUUCCUUUUUAUCUUUAUAUUUGUUGUAAAGUAAGAGAGGAAUAGAGUUCAUCAGCCAGUCAGAAUGGUGUGGGUGGGUGUUGUAUUACUUUUAAUCGGAAACUUGUUUGUUUCCAUUUCCAUUCACAUUGCACAAGCCUAAAAUAAAAAAAAAAAAGAUGUGCACUAAAUUUGCACUUCCAUUGAACAUUCCAGACCCAGACCCUUUGAAACUCAUACACCAAAAUUUCACUUAUCAUCACGCAGUCUAUUUUGGACUUCAUUUUCUCUGAUGUAAGGUCUACGUCACGCUUGGAAAAAUUUGCACCCAAAAUAUCCAUUGUAAGAGUUUUAUGAAAUCCCGUAUUGUCAUUCCAGAAAAAAGUCCUGCAAACCAAAUUAGUGUAUUGUUGGUUUUGGAUCUUUGGUUGGAGGCUUCAGACCUGACAGGUGGAGCUUGUGUCUUGCCACCUGUUUCAUGUAAAGAGUAACACAGUAAUGGCUUAGUUAUUUAUACAGAAGAGAGUUGUGCACAAAUAAAGUAAAUGCACAUGUGGUUAGCAAUAGAUGAAAAUCACUCAGGUAAAUUAACUCACUAAUUAACACAAGGAGGUGCCAUUUUUAUAGAUAUGCAAACAAGUCAUUUUCUUAGAUUAUAUUUAUACACGAGGGAGAAAGUUAUUUUGUACUGAGCAUUCCAAAUUUUUUAUAACAGAUGAGGUCACAAUCCACCUGACUACUGACUAACGGGGUAAUACAGUAAAAUGCACUCAAGAUGUCUGCCAAAAAAAGUGGAACUGUGUCACCUUUUACAAAUUUGACUUCAGUGAACCAUAAGUGUCUCUUGUCCCAUAAGCACAACACUGUAGCCGAGAACCUCAUCACGCCCUGCCCUCCCCCAGCUAGUGAGAAGCAGAGAAGCAGACCCGGAUUACUUACAGUUGUUCAUCAGACUAAAAUGUACAUAUCUUUAUUAACCUUACAUUACUAAACAGUGAGGAAAUGGUUUCAUUACCAAACAAAGUAAAUUUUCCAAAAUUGUUUACAAAAUUUAAAGUCUGAAAAAUUAGUUUGUGUGGCCAUCGCGUGUAUUCUUGAUUCACUCGCCUUGUUGUGGAGUCUUUCAUAUUGCCUUUUGUAAAGUCUAAAGCAGAGAAAAGGAAUGCUUACCACUUUUCUAUAGAAUGUCUGAAAGAUGCUGUUCACUAAGUCAUAAAAUGGCUCUGCAACACUGGAAGACUGUGAAUCUUGGAGUCCCCGCCUCUGCGGCCUCAAGACUUGCUCCUAGCUGGCAGACUCCCAGCCUUACCCUGUGCCUUCCAUGCCCUACAGUACCUCGCCUCCAGAGGGACCAGUACUGUCACAUCCAUCCAGGUGUUGCCCCUUUUUGUACACCCGCUCGCUCGUUCUCGUUACUCGCCUAACUUAUUAUACGUGUGGACCUUUUUCCUUCAUUGAGAGGAUAGAUGGUGUGAAGAGCAGUCUGACCCUGCAGCAUCAGAUAAAGAAUGCUGUGCCAGAUACUGACUCCUAGAUCUGUGAAUCUCCCAACAAGUUCUGCUAUUGAAGCACAUUACGGCCUUAAGAGAGUGAAGGAAGUUACUGUGUUAAAAAGAGAACAGAGAGAGAGAACCUUGUUACUAUCAGACAGUUUUGUUAACCAUUAUCACGUUAGAAAUAUUAUAACAGAAUACUGUCUUAUGUACCACUAGGCGUCUGUGUUUUUAGAGAAGUAUAUAUAUAGAGAUAUAUAUAUGAAAACACCCAUGUUGUGUUAAGUGUUAAGUCUAUUUGAUGUUGUACUUGUGUGUAUAACUCACUGACUUUAAACCAUCUUUUUAUUAUGACACUGGCUUGGUGAAGUCAGCUUAAUUGUCUUGAUUCUCAGCCAAAAGACCAUCCUUUCAGAUUAAGUCCAUUUUUGUACUGUCACUUUUUUACUGUUUUACACCCAUCAUUUUCCCUUUUAUAACAUGUUUCUUUUAAGAAUCAGUACUUGACUGACAAAGUCUAAAAUAACAGAAUGGUACGUUCGCUUCACAGUGCUGACGUAUACACUCACUGUAGCAAAGUUUCUCCUUUUAUCUUUAAUACUGUUUUCUUGGGUUACAUGACUUCAGAAUCUUGUUUACAUGCAGAUAUUACUUACCUAUUUAUUUGCUAUACUAGUUGAUUUUAUUUUGAGUGUCUUGUUAAUGAUUCCAUCAUUGUAUAAUAAGAUAAUACACCAAUACAAAUAUGCAUUCAGAAAAUUCAAGUGACGAACAGAAGGAAGCAAGAUUUGUGUGGCUGGUGUAGUGAGUGGCAAGUUUCCUUCAUGAUGUGUGGAGGAGGAACACUUGUCUGCUCCUGUACUUGGCUACAUGAAAAGAUCUGUUCUGAUCUAUCUUUUUUGUAUAUUGGUAAUGCUGCCCUUUUUUGCCUCAUUGAUGUGAAACAGAUGAAAUACAGUAGUGUACCAAAUAAAUUAUUGAAUUUUA
This is a messenger RNA of Portunus trituberculatus (swimming crab), 4439 nucleotides long. It is a transcript of the gene Spec2, whose product is annotated as CDC42 small effector protein 2-A-like. The coding region runs from base 378 to 659 and encodes 93 amino acids. The record is from RefSeq and is a predicted model, not a curated record. NCBI's taxonomy places the organism in Eukaryota, Metazoa, Arthropoda, Malacostraca, Decapoda, Portunidae. Gene Ontology annotation, cellular component: plasma membrane. The transcript has 3 exons. Gene Ontology annotation, molecular function: small GTPase binding. Gene Ontology annotation, biological process: regulation of Rho protein signal transduction.